CCGCCCCCCCGCGCGGCUCUGGGCAGCAGCGGGGUCGCCGCCAUUUUGGAGCCGCCGUGAUCGCCCGCCGCCCGCUGUCAGCGCAGCCCCCGGCGCCGCCACCCCCUCCCGGGACGCGGCCCAUGCCCGCCGCGUCAACGUCCCUCGCAGCCAGGCACGGCGCCGCGGGGCGGACGGCAGCCCCGCCACCGCACCAGGGUCGGAAGCUUGAGAUACAAUUCACACUGGAUGAAGAUAAUGUUCUGAAGUUGGAUAUAUUCCAGGAACCAUAACCCAAAUGUUUCUCUGUCCGUGGAGAAGACUUUACAUUUGAAAUAACUUCUACUGAAGCUAGUUGUGUCCCAUCAACAUGUUCUGGAAGUUUGAUUUGAACACAACGUCGCAUGUAGAUAAGCUGCUGGAUAAGGAAGAUGUGACACUUCACGAGCUGAUGGACGAAGAUGACAUCCUCCAGGAGUGCAAAGCUCAGAACCGCAAGCUGCUGGACUUCCUUUGCCAGCAGCACUGCAUGGAGGAGCUGGUCAACCUCAUCACCCGUGAGCCUCCUGUGGAUAUGGACGAGAAGGUCCGCUUCAAGUAUCCCAACACAGCCUGCGAACUGCUGACCUCGGACGUGCCACAGAUCAACGACAAGCUGGGAGGGGACGAAACGCUGCUGAAUAUCCUCUACGACUUCCUGGAUCAUGAACCUCCUUUGAACCCUUUGCUUGCCAGUUUCUUCAGUAAGACUAUUGGGAAUCUCAUUGCAAGAAAAACGGAACAGGUGAUCGCAUUUUUGAGGAAAAAAGACCAGUUUAUUAGCCUGGUGCUAAAGCACAUCGACACGUCGGCCAUGAUGGACCUCCUGCUGCGCCUCAUCAGCUGCGUGGAACCCGCCACCCUACGGCAGGAAGUCCUCAACUGGCUCAAUGAAGCACGGAUUAUUCAGAGACUCGUGGAGCUCAUCCAUUCAAGCCAAGAUGAGGACAGGCAAUCAAACGCUUCCCAAACCCUGUGUGAUAUCAUAAGGUUGAGCAGAGACCAGAGCAAUCAACUCCAGGACGUACCUGAGCCUGAUCCGCUUCUCACGGCACUGGAAUCGCAGGAAUGCGUGGAGCAGCUCCUCAAGAACAUGUUUGAUGGAGAACAGACCGAGAACUGCAUAGUGAAUGGAACGCAGGUUCUCCUGACCUUGCUGGAAACGAGGCGUUCCGGGGUGGAAGGGCUGAUGGACUCAUACACUCAGGGAUUUGAAAGGUCUUACACUGUCAAUAGCAGCAUCUUACACGGCAUCGAACCCAGGCUAAAGGACUUCCACCAGCUGCUGCUCAACCCUCCCAAGAAAACGGCCAUCCUAACGACGAUCGGUGUCUUGGAGGAGCCGUUGGGGAACGCACGUCUCCAUGGAUCUCGUCUGAUAGCCGCUCUGCUUCACACCAACACUCCCAGUAUCAAUCAGGAACUAUGCAGGCUCAGUACUAUGGAUUUACUACUUGACUUAUUUUUUAAAUACACGUGGAAUAACUUUUUGCAUUUCCAAGUGGAAUUGUCCAUAGCAGCUAUUCUCUCGCACUCUGUCCAAGAGGGGAAAACGACUACUAACGACCGAGAGAGCAAAGAAGAAGCGCUGAACGACAACGCGGCCACGGAGAACGUAGGCGCCCCAGAACCCACCACCGAGAACAUCAUGGUUACUCACUUGUUCCAGAAGUGCUGCCUCGUACAAAGGAUAUUGGAUGCCUGGGAAGCCAACGACAAAAUCCAGGCAGAAGGUGGAAUGAGACGCGGCAACAUGGGUCACCUCACCCGGAUCGCCAACGCCGUAGUCCAGAACAUGGAGAAAGGCCCCAUGCAGACUCAAAUCAGUGAGUUUAUCAAAGAGCUCCCGGAGGACUGCAGAGGGAGAUGGGAGAGCUUUGUCGAAGAGACGCUGACGGAGACAAACAGGAGGAACACAGUGGAUUUGGUGAGCACUCACCAUCUGCACUCAUCCAGCGAAGACGAAGACAUUGAGAGUGCUUUUCCCAAUGAACUUUCUCUCCAACAGGCCUUCUCCGAAUACCAGAUCCAGCAGAUGACCGCUAACUUUGUGGAUCAGUUUGGCUUUAACGAUGAAGAGUUUGCAGACCAGGAUGAUAAUAUCAACGCUCCCUUCGAUCGGAUCGCUGAGAUCAACUUCAACAUAGACGCCGACGAUGACAGCCCCAAUGCUUCCCUCUUCGAAGCCUGCUGCAACGAACGGAUCCAACAGUUCGACGACAACGAAGAGGAAGAAGAUAUUUGGGAAGAGAAGGAGAUAUCCUAUGCAACCCAAGUGAAAUCAAGGACACGAUUUGGAGCAUCUCAGACCUCAGAGAGUUCGUCGAAAAGUGAUCUGGAGAACGGCGAUCAUGACGGCAGCGUGGAUUCCGACGAAGAGGAGGGAUCGGAACAGCAGCCGCCUCCCUCGGCACACAACAAAAGUCAUUCAGAGCAGAAAGACUCGGAUUCCUCGGAAGGGUCGGGAUGGACGGCUGUGUUUGAGCCCGUGAAUGCCAAACCCCCCACCCCCUGCGUGGCCAUGGACGUCGGAUCGAGUGUCUGGGAUGCUCCCGAGAGCACCACGCCGGAGGAGAAGGGAUGGGCAAAGUUCACCGACUUCCAGCCUUUCUGUUGCUCCGAGUCGGGACCGCGUUGCAGUUCUCCUGCCGACACCGAGAGCUGCGAUUCCGACGGGACCUCGAAGCCAAGUCAAGACAAGAGCUCCACCGCCGCCUCUCCGUGUGUUUGGAACGCCUGCGUCCCGAGGAAAGCGCCGCUGGUGGCCUCGGACAGCAGUUCCUCCGGAGGCUCCGAGAGCGACGAAGAAGAGGAGAAAACCCAGAGCGUCCCCGAAACCAUCAGCGCGGAGACGGAGACCCUCGCGUUGACCGCGGAUGCCACGAACGACAAAGCUCUUCGCACCAGUGACGCCGACUGCGUGGUCAUCAACAAGUUGACCAUCACUGAGGUCGGAACGACAAAAGCCUCCAAACCCCUCAACAACGUGGCCCAACACUCGGAGGAACACCAGAAGACCGCCGGCGUCGUCACGGCAACGGCCACAAAAGACAGGAAAGAAGAAGUCGUACCCUGUGCCGAAGCCACGUUGAACGGCCCCGCUUGAUGACCCCCCAGCUGCAACGGGACGUGUGUGACCCAAGCCAGGCUGCUCCCUGGUGAUGCAAUUUGUCCGUUCUUCUUCUUCUUCUUUUUUCCUCUUUUUUUUUCAUUUUAAUUUUAUUUUGUAAUAAAUGCUGCAUUGAUGAGAGUUCAGGACCAGACCCGCAAUUCCGACACCAACAAUCCGUUCUCGAAAGACAUUCGCGUUGUCUAAAUGUAGCAUCCAUCGGUUCGUCGUCGUCAGCACGGGAAUAACGGGGCUCUUCCCAAGCGAGCCUUCAACCUACGUUCAAUUCCUCGGCUCCUUUCCCUUUUUUUUUUCCCUCUCUCCCCUUUUUCUCCCUAUUUUUUUUUUUCGGUUUUGUAUCUGGGGGGGGUUUUCGAUCCGAUUUUUUUCCUCCCCGUGUUUUCUUGCACACAGUAUUCCGCUUCUCUUCCGAAAGGUAGCAGGUCUAACGCCGGGAUUUGGACGAUGCCCAAAGAAAUCCCGCCAGUCGUGUGACCAAAGUUCCCGAUGGAGCCGCCCUCGGGCGGCAUUUGCACCGCUUUUGUAUAGCAAUAAAAGCCUUAUCAGAAACCUUUCGUAGGAGGAAAAAAAACCAUGCAAAACGCUUUCCGAUGGGAUGAAACCGGGAGGGAAUUUGUUUUCCUCUUGGAUGUUGCCAUAGGGGGUUGGGAGGGAAAUCGUUGACGUCGUUCCCAAGCCGGAGACCGUUGAUUUUGCCGGAAGCGUCUUGAGAACUGGGAGGUCUCAACGUUCCGGUGAUUCGCUCUUUCCUCUUCCAGAAGGGCGAUAAAAUCUUGGGUCGUUUAACGCUUGGUCUUUUCCAGCCGAGCCGUCAAAACUCAACUUCUUGGCUGUCAUCCUCCCGUUGGUCGGAGAGAACGUUCGGAAGGUUGCGGAGAGGAUAAGGAGCCACUGGACUGCUGCCACCAUCCAGGAGAAGAUAUGGAAGGAAGAGCUACGGUCUCCGGGAAGGAAAGCAGAUAUGGCCCAAAACAGCUUUCCAGGUGUUCGUUGGCCUUUUGGAGACUCCGUGUCUUUUCGAAUGAGGAUGGAAAUCCUUUUCGGGUUGGUUUGUUUGUUGUGUUCCGCUUUUCCAAGUUUCUCAUGGAUGCAGGAACAAGCGACACUUGUGCACUUUGUACCUAAUGACAACGUGGGAGAGAAAAUGAACCCCGAGCGGAACUUCCGCUCUUACUCCCCCGGGUAGUCGGGCACGGAGGAGUCCGAGGAGGGUGGGAUACGUGCCGCUGCCUCGGGAAACCCAGGAUAGCCUUGGGAUAGAGUACAACAGCACGGAGAGAUGGAACCCCGCGAGCGAGGUCCGGUUGAAGGUGUGGAGCUGCCUCUUGGACAUGGGAGCUUCUGCGGAGGCUGGAGGAGCUACACCGCUCCGAGACUCCGGUCUGCCCCACCGGACCUCAGCGCCGGGCUCAAUCCCAAACGGGAUUCGUGCCCUCAGAUCGUAUGGGGGUGGUUUGCAGAAGGAGGUUUGGGUUGGUGACCACACCAGGCACCAUGGCUGGAGCUACGACGCUUGGUUCUCGUGGAGCUCCGCCUGCUUCCGCGCGCCAAAACCCAUUGUCCCACCUUAAACGCCGCUUCCGUCGUUAAUCCCGAACCCUAAAGCUGGAAUACCACUUUGGAAUUAAAGCAUGAAGCUUGAGACGUAGGUAGGCAACCAGCUUCUUUCCAGCUAUCUUCUCACUUGACGCUUUAUCCUGAGCGUCUCGAGUACCUCCCACCGCUCCGGUGUUGGGAACGUUCCGGCCACGCUUCGCUCCUUCCGUAUUUGAACUGUGAUUUGUGCGUCGUGAGUAUUCCGGAGAGGUGGUGCGAGAGGAACACCAGGGUUCCACCGUUCCACUGGAUCAGAAGCCGACGGUGACGUCCCCACCGCUCGUGGGUCUUCCUUUGUACCCCAAACCAAUGGGGUUUUGGCUUUGUUCUUAGGGAAAACGAAGGAUUUGCUCUGUUGGAAUUCCAGGAUGGGGUUGAUGUGUUCUUCGUGGUGGUUAUCCGUUAGGGUUGUGGCCACUCCGGCGCUGCCGAUGUGGCUUUGGAGGUCUCUCCACUGCCACUGCUCAGGAGGUUGAUGCUUUCCUGUUGUCCUGGAGGUCUUCUCGCUCGCUCCGUGUGAUUUCCAAUCAAGAAUUCCGAGUUAUUUUGCACUGGGAAGGAAUAAUCUCUCCCGUUUUUGCUUUGGUUGCCCUUCUUGGUACGUGGAGAUCAAUCCCCCCUGGAGGCAGCAGUGGCAAAAAGAUGAUCGGUGGCUUUGAUUUCCUCAUCGGAGACGCGUUAAAGUCUGAAUUUCCAGAGGAUCGGUGCCGGAAGCUUUGGGAAAACCUCUCUUUGGGCAUUCUUUCAGCCUAUAGAGCUACGAAAAAUCCUUCCUUUGCUCCAAAAUCCGUGAAGUUUUACCUCAAACAUCGGGUGGAGGACCACAACGGGGCGUCAAUCGCAAUUGUUCUCUUCCAGAUGAUGGCAGUUGUUCUCUUCCAACCUCUUCACAGCUUCCACCGUGCUACAACCGCGACCGAGUCCACGUGGGAUCAAGCGAUGGAGGUGGGAUGUCCGUAACGGGCGCAGUUGGAUCGUCCUUCUUGAUCCGUUCUCACCCACCUCGUUGGGCAGAGAAAUGAUCUUCGCACGAGGUUCCAUCGCAGGUUGGGGGUUCACCUGGUGUCACCCCAACACCACGUUGGCCAACGCUCCACCACAUCCGUUCUCAAUGUCUUGGUUUGAGGAGCAGUGUCUUCUCCGGAGAAGGACCACGGAACCACCAGCAAUAACAUCUGAGAGACGUCUUGGAGAGCUUUGCGAGGACGCGUCGGUGCCUUCCACUGCAGAUUCCCAACUUAUUGCUCCGUAGCUUUUGCCUUUGAGUCUCGAAAUUGAAGUCAGAGCUUUAAUGAUGGAUCUAAAGACAUCCCGGAAGCAGUUGAGUCACCGAGGGGUUCGUUAGCGCCGUUUAUUAAUUGGAUUCCUUGUGUUCCCGUACCGGUGGUUGAUGAGAGGUGUAGGAAAGCUCUCGCUUCUGUGGUUCUUCCUCGUUUGGGGUUGAAGCUCGGAAGUUGACCUCAUCUUUCCCUCGGCAGCCGACCAACGCGUGUAGGAAAAGCUCCUCAGCCUCGGAAUGCCGGAGGUUGCAGCUCAGACCGUCGUUUCCUUGCCUGGCUCCGAUCAUUUUAUAGGGAAACAGUCCCUAAAUGUCCGUCUCGCUGGAAGAUGGACCUUCCGCCUGUCCGGAGUCACAGUGGAUGCGUUGGGAGAAUCCCCACUGCCUCCAUCUGUGACCUCCUUUGGUCUCCGUUCCUGCCCAUCCCAGUGGUUCCCGGUGCUCCGCGGGGCAGAAAGCUCCAUAGCUGUGUCCUGAGGGACCUCCCAGCUUAACCUGGUGUCAUCAACCAAGGGCUGGACCAUGCCCUGAGGUGCCACCACCACCACCAACCGCAGCAGAGUCCUGGUGGUGGCACCACAGGAGAGCCGCGUCACCUCCUUGUGCCCUCAAGAAGGUUCUCACCCAGCGCUGGAGAUGGAUGCGUUGUCUUCAAAGGGAUUUCCAGUUGGAAAGAACCUUCAGCUCGCUCGGAAAGUGGUGGAACCUGAGCAGGAGUUGUCCUUUCUCCUUUCUGUGCAGUGUUUCCCACCUGUCCGUAUCGAUAGAAAUCAUUCGUGGUUUUCAAUCUGAUGGAGAUCUCCAAGAUGCGUUGUUCCGUGUCUAUUUAGACGGACACGGGGAGACGUUGGCAGCAUCCUGGUGGAGGAGAGGCUCGUGGUGCUCCACAUCUCCACCAUCUAUCCCCGUGGGCAGCUCCAGGGUGGAGAGCAAAGCAUCAACCGAUGUUCCUCGUGCAAGACCAAACCCAACAAGACGUGCUUUCCCGGGGGAGGUGGUUUGCUACAACGUUCCGGGUCAACCUUCUUACCCAGCUGGACCGUGGUGGGUUGGGUUAUAGGAGAUGCAACUCAUCCUGGGAUCCCGGUGUUGCUGCCGUGGAGCUGUGUCCGUGUCCUUUCCCACUGGGAGAGGAGAGGAGACUUCUCCACCCGCUUAGCGGUUCAGAAGAGACCAACGCUAAGUGAUCCUUGAACCGUAGCACGUUUGGCUCGUGGGAAGAUCUCUUCCAUCACAUGGUCUGACCCUUCGGAAUUCCUGCUGGCAUCACACCAAGUGGCUCUUUUCAAGUGUCCCAAACUGCCACGUUUGGUACCUGGAGAUGGAUUGGAUUGGGGAGCAAUGAAGAAGACCAUGGGUUGGAGAAAGAUCAAGCGUAGCUUGAAGCCGUGGAGAUGCAGUGGUUUGGAUUAAUCCAUUGUUGGUCACUGCGGGGACGAUGGUCCCGGGAGCAGAUGGAACAUCUUUGUG
Cuculus canorus (common cuckoo) is the source of this 7493-nucleotide messenger RNA. It is a transcript of the gene PPP6R2, whose product is annotated as protein phosphatase 6 regulatory subunit 2. The transcript has 24 exons. Gene Ontology annotation, molecular function: protein phosphatase regulator activity; protein phosphatase binding. The record is from RefSeq and is a predicted model, not a curated record. Gene Ontology annotation, cellular component: nucleus; cytosol. The coding region runs from base 350 to 3124 and encodes 924 amino acids. NCBI's taxonomy places the organism in Eukaryota, Metazoa, Chordata, Aves, Cuculiformes, Cuculidae.